GCUGUCCAUCAAGAUAUAGACAUCUCAAUGUGACAUGUCAAUUCCGUUAACUGUGAAGCACCAUAUUCCUGUCAUACGGCAACCUGAGCCGAGGCAAUGGUGGGCACCGGAACACAUCCAAGGUAUAUGACAAGAUGAAAGCUUCAAAGAAAUCCAUUUUGGCAACGAUAUUGUGUGAAUCAACCAUGAUAUAAAGCAACUGAAGAUCUUCCCAACAUGUAUCGCUCCAUCAUUCGGAUUCAUCGAGUCAGCCGUGUGGCUUCUCGUCGCUGUUACAACAGUGGACCUAAGAUAAGUCACGAUCCCACUUUAUCAGCAAAAGAUGAAGACAGCAACACGCAUACAAAAAGGGUAUAUGCCCAACCUGCUGCCCCAAAUUCACCCGAGGUUCAAGACAAUUCGUACUCUUCAUAUAAACGUUCCAAAGGCCAGUUUGUUUACGAUGCCUCUCAUGGCCCACCUGUACCCUUGCGAAAGAAAACUCGUCCUCCAACUUUCAUACGGCCUCUUCUCAGUACUGAACUUUCUACGCAGCAAAAGGCAAACCAAGAGUUGAUAAACUCAGCAGCUGAUCUUGGGGAAGAGAUUGUUCAUCCAAAGUUAGGAAAGGGUUAUCGAGAGAAUCUUCGUUUGCUCGAUAAUGGAGCAUUCAUGCCAAUCAAUUUUGCUGAAGGACCGGAUUCGGUUCCACGUCGAUGGCUAAGAGACAAUUGUCGUUGUGCAAAGUGUAGACGUCCUGAUACUAUGCAGCGAGAAGUAAACAUUUUCUCGUCUGACCUCAAAGUUCUCCCGGAGUCAAUCAACAAAGCCAAGAAGGAGGGCCUUGAAGUAACAUGGCUCGAUAGCGUAGAUAAUGAUGCCAAGUCAGAUCAUGUUACUGUUUACCCAUGGGACUGGCUCCACAAACAUCAGGUUUACCGCGCCGCAGAGAAGUUCCAGUCUCCUAGAGCUUCAAUUGUUAGUAGCACUCAGGGAGGAGAUAAUUCAGCGGAAGUAGAAGUUCCAAUACCCGAUCCAGAUAGCCAUGAAGUCGUUCUUUGGGAUUCACUUAUAGGAAAAUCUCCACCUACUGUUAACUAUGAAGAAGUCAUGGCUAGUGAAACUGGCGUAGGAAAAUGGACACGUAUGAUUCACAACUAUGGCUUCUGUUUCGUAGAUGGGGUUCCAAUAUCUCCUGAAAAGACUCAAGAGCUUCUCGAACGUAUUGCUUUUAUUCGACCAACACAUUAUGGUGGAUUCUACGAUUUCACAUCCGAUCUAACAAUGAAAGACACAGCCUACACCAGCGAAGCUAUCGGUCCUCAUACCGAUACAACCUACUUCACCGAUCCCGCCGGUCUCCAGAUGUUCCAUCUUCUUUCUCAUACCGAAGGAACUGGUGGUGAAUCUCUCCUUGUUGAUGGCUUCUGGGCUGCUCGCUUGCUUCGCAAUCGCCACAAAGAUGCUUUAUCAAAAAUAGCAGUUCCUUGGCAUGCCAGUGGGAAUGAUGGUAUUAAUAUCACUCCAAAUAGACCAUACCCUGUUCUUACCAUGAAUACAAAUCGUGCGGCGACGCAGAUUAGGUGGAAUGAGGCGGAUAGAGGCACGAUUCAUCCCGGAUACUCCCAGGAGUGGUAUGAGGCGGCGAAAGCAUAUAAUGAUAGGGUUAAUGAUCCAAAGCUACAGUAUUGGUCGCAACUUGUACCUGGACGGGCUUUGAUUUUCGACAAUUGGAGAGUUCUUCAUGGAAGAUCAGAGUUUACAGGCAAAAGACGUAUAUGUGGUGGAUACAUUAACCGUGAUGAUUAUGUUUCGAGAUAUUUGAACACAAAUUUCACUCGUGAACAGAUCUUGGAGAAGAUACUAUGAUAACGGAUAUUAUAGCUUUCUUCAAAUAUCUAUUCUUUUCUUAGGAAGGGGUAAGAGGCUAGUGAUCUAUUGAAUAGAUGAUGCCGUAGCUCUUUGACGCGCAUUGCGAGCAAUUAUCAGGUGGUUUACCAAGGCAAAAACUAGAUAUUCUAGGUAGACUAUAGAGAAUGAAGAUGCGAAAGAUGUUCUAAGAGGGUAGAGUACAUCGAUAAGUAUUCAAUAAACUCACUUACCA
Botrytis cinerea B05.10 is the source of this 2083-nucleotide messenger RNA. RefSeq lists its product as hypothetical. Bases 217 to 1848 code for a protein of 543 amino acids. The transcript has 10 exons. Gene Ontology annotation, biological process: carnitine biosynthetic process. The record is from RefSeq and is a predicted model, not a curated record. Gene Ontology annotation, molecular function: trimethyllysine dioxygenase activity; iron ion binding. Gene Ontology annotation, cellular component: mitochondrion. NCBI's taxonomy places the organism in Eukaryota, Fungi, Ascomycota, Leotiomycetes, Helotiales, Sclerotiniaceae.